AUGAACACACAUCGUCAAAAUGAUUAAAAGAAAUUUCUCAAUUCUAACUUAACACAUAAUCCUGACAAUUCUAUGGUUUCUAGUAAAUCCAAGAAUUCUUUUAAAGAUUUAAAUGAAUAUAGAAGUAAAUACAUUGAUUUAUAAAAUUAUUUAGAUCAUACCCCUCAAAAUAAAACAGGUCAUUAGAAUUAGUAUAGUGCAUCCAAGAUUAAAUUAAUACUUUCUAAUUUAGUAUAGACAGAUUAAAUUUCCUCUAAAUCUUAAUUUGGAUAAAGUCUAAGAGAGAAAUAAGAUAUAAAGCAAACAGAUAAUAUUUCUAAGAAUACAUAAUAAAAAGUGUCAAAAACUCCAAAAACAAAAGAUUCUUAUUUUAAAUAGUAAAUUUUUGCACCUUCAUCUACUAGAGAAUUCAAUCAUAAUAACGAAAACUUUUAGAAUUUAUACUAUAUGUUUCAAAAUAAACAAUAAGAUUCAUAAAGUUAAUAAAAUGUAUUAAGUUUAUCUUAAUUGGCAAAAAAAUAAAGAAGCAUCAUUGACAAGACUCCAUAAAAAAACAGUUUAAAUAACAAUUAAAACAGAGAUAAUUCUCAAUCUUCUAUUUAAACAAGCUAAAUAUAAUAAUUUAAACAAAAAAUUGAUAUUAGUUUAUAAAGGAAAACUUCAUAAAAAACUGAAAAAUAUUAAUUUUAAAAUGAAUCAUAAAUAGGAAAAACUAAUGGAAUUAAUACAAAUUAGAAGAAAAAUUAUUAAGAUUUAAACUCUUUUAAUAAAAGAGAAGAAAUCUCUGAAUAAUUGAUUUAAUUAAUCCUUUAGAAAGAAUAAAUAUGGAAUCAAAUUAAAUAAAAUUUAGAAAAAAUAAAUUAACCAUCAUUAUAAAAUCAUUGCUCAGAGUUACAUUAGAUUCUUAGUUAAUUAUCUGAAAGAACUAAUGUAUUAAACUAUUAUAUUUUAGAGUUAAUAUUUAUAUGAUAUUGAGAUAAACAUAAUUGAUACAUUUUUAUUAGAAUCUUUUGCUGUUUUGAUCAUUUUAAUGGAAUGGUCAAAAGGAGAAUAGAUUUUAGAUUAAAACUUAAAGAAUUUAAUUAUUUAUAUAACCUCAAGUAAUUUUUACUUAAUUUAAACCAUCAAUUCUGCUAUAGUUCAUGUAUAAUAUUAAUUAUAAUAUAUGAAGUCUUUGCUGAAAUAAAGAAUAGAAUUAAGAUCAUUUUAAUUAAAAAAAUAAAAUAGUAAAGCCAAAUAAACAUUAUAAAAAAAUAAUUUUAUCAUAAGAUCUAUUUUAGAAUUGAUGUAAGUAAUUAACAAAUAUUAGGAAUUGACGACACGACUUAUUCAGAUAUAUAUUCAUCACUAGAACUUAAAUAAUAAAGUUUUGAUUUAUAUUUUGUCUAACAAAACAAAAUAUUAAAUCAAAUUACUAAGUAACUAUAGAAAGAAAAUAGUCUAAAGAGUUCGAACAUCUCUAAAAGUGUUAAUGUUGUUGAUAAAAAAAAAUAACCGAUUCUUCCUUCUAAAUCAACCAAAACAUAUACAUUAGUACUUGAUCUUGAUGAAACCUUAGUUCAUUAUUAAGAAGUAAUUUUAAUAACAAUUGUAGUUUCCUAAUGGAGGAGGAUAAUUUUUGGUAAGACCUUAUACAGAAGAAUUUUUAGAGAAGUUAUCAAAAUACUAUGAAAUAAUUAUAUUUACUGCUGCUUAACCUGACUAUGCUAAUUUUAUAAUUGAUAUAAUAGAUAAAUAAUAAGUUGUAAAGGCCAGAUUAUACAGAGAACAUACAAAAGCUAGAGAUAAUGUGUAUGUUAAAGUAAGAGUAAAUAAUUAAUAGUAGGACUUAUCCAUUAUUGGAAGGGAUUUAAAUAAAGUUAUCAUUGUUGAUAAUAUGCCAGAAAAUUUUUAGUUGUAACCUGAAAAUGGAGUUUAUAUAUAGAGUUGGACAGGAGAACAAAAAGAUAGGGCUCUGAAAGAUUUAAUGCCAUUGUUAGAAUGUAAAAUAUUAUCUUAUAAAUAGAAAUUGCAAUAAAAAAAUGCAAAGAUGUUAGGGAAGCAUUAAAUUAAUUUCGAGAAUAGAUGAUAGAUAAAGUGUAAUAAGGAAUAAAAAAUCCUUAUUAAAAUCUUUAGUUAGCAUGA
Molecule: messenger RNA, 2124 nt
Organism: Paramecium sonneborni
Lineage: Eukaryota; Ciliophora; Oligohymenophorea; Peniculida; Parameciidae
Source: the annotation of a GenBank genome assembly